Molecule: messenger RNA, 945 nt
Organism: Sphenostylis stenocarpa
Lineage: Eukaryota; Viridiplantae; Streptophyta; Magnoliopsida; Fabales; Fabaceae
Source: the annotation of a GenBank genome assembly
AUGGCGAAAUCGAGCGCCGACGAUGCCGAUCUUCGGCGAGCGUGCCAGAACGCAGUUGAGGGCACCAAGCACAAGGUCAUUCUCUCCAUUCGAACCGUCAAGACUCACGGCACGUGGGGAAAAUCUGCUAAGCUUGGUCGUCAGAUGGCUAAGCCUAGGGUUCUCGCUCUCUGCACGAAAGCGAAAGGUCAGCGGACAAAAGCUUUUCUUCGAGUUUUAAAGUAUUCAACAGGAGGGGUGCUUGAGCCUGCUAAGUUAUACAAGCUGAAGCACCUCUCAAAAAUGGAAGUUGUAACAAAUGAUCCCAGUGGGUGUACAUUUACACUGGGGUUUGAUAACCUUAGAAGCCAGAGUGUGGCUCCUGCACAGUGGACAAUGCGCAAUACCGAUGACAGAAAUCGCCUCCUGCUUUGUAUCUUAAAUAUCUGCAAAGAUGUCCUGGGUCGCAUACCUAAGGUUGUUGGUAUUGAUGUUGUGGAGAUGGCUCUUUGGGCUAAGGAAAAUACACCUGCAGUUUCUGCUCAAAGAAACCAACACGGUGGUGCUUCUAUUGAAUCUGCUGUGUCUGAAUCAGAAUUGAAAGUCUAUGUUGAAAAGGAACUUGUUUCCCAGGCAGAGGAAGAGGACAUGGAGGCUCUUCUAGGAACGGCAACAGCAAGAUAUGGCUUAGUUGGAAAACUGAGCUCUAUUUAUAUCAUGGGUGUUGGUGAAGCAGAGGCUUUUUCUGAAAGGUUAAAAAGAGAGCUCCAGGCUCUGGAAGCAGCAAAUGUGCAUGCCAUUUUAGAAAGUGAGCCUUUGGUAGAUGAGGUGUUGUAUGGGCUUGAAUCAGUAACAAAUUGUGUCGAAGACAUGGAUGAAUGGUUAGGCAUGUUCAAUGUGAAACUCCGACACAUGAGGGAAGAUAUUGAAUCAGUAAGUGUUGUAGAGUUCAAAUUGGGAAGUUAA